UCCUGCGUUUGUAUCAGUGCUCGAAUUCUAUACCUGUUGAUUGUAUGUAACCUCAUGCAGCUAAUGGCGAAGACUUCGAUGUCUAGGCUGAAAGUGUGCCCAGGAAGUUUUGUUGGAUUUCAGCCAUUAAUUACGAAUUGUGUGGCAUUAGCUCACUGGCAUUACUGCACGAUUUCAAAUACUUGCCAAACUCAAGAAUUUGUAGUCGAUCUUUUUAAACGAUGUCUGCACACCAGUAUGACACAGAAUGAGCAGCAGCCCAAAUUUUCAGUCAAGGCUGGAGUCACCACAGAAUGAUUUUUUCAAUUACUUUAGGUGCUGCAUGCGGUGGUUGCCAUGCUUGCAGAGCAGGCGCCAGGUGCAUCCAUCUGCAAGCAAUCUGGUGGAAAAUAAAUUCAUCGUUUUAAGCACGCAAAAAUUGAUUAGAGUUAUCCAUAUGGACUAUGAGUCAAAAAUUCCACCCAUCAGAGACAGCCUUACAGGCAAUGUCAGCCAGCCAACUGCUACAAAUUCGAGGAACUGCUCUAAAAUAUUAUCACCUGACAUUGAGUGCAGUGAUUAUAAAAGGAGAAGCCAUUCAAUGAUAUCCAAUACUUCAGAGCAGUCAUCAGAGGAUUAUUGGUUCACUCAUUGGAGUAGACCGGCUAAACCGAUGGAUAGUUGUAACUGUUCUUUUAGAACAUCAUGGCGCUCCUCACUAAGAGAUUCCAGAUUUUCAGAUAUCCAGAAUGCACUAUCUGAAGUAAAAGAAUGUCUCUACUCUCCUCAAGAGGAAACUAACACUCAAGUGAUCCAGCCAACUACGGUACAUAGUUUUGCUAACAACCUUGUAGAAAAAAUUUUAGUUGACGUUAUAGAUCAUUUGGCAAGUGAUGAGUCAAAGAACGGUAUUGCUGCAAAGACUAACAGAGCAUUUAAUAUUAAUUCCACUCUUCAUAAAGAUGAGUUUAACUUUAGUACAAAAGAUCUGAAGUUUUCUUCAAAUGGUUGCGUGCAGAAUGGAAGAGGUGUUUUGAAUCCGUCUUUUGCUGAUCACCCUUCUGAUCCAGUCGUUGCAGCAUGCAAUGAUAUAAUUGGAUUGGAAGACAUUAAUUUUAAAGUAAAUCGAUCAGAGCGACUUCAGCCUAACUUCAUCAGUUUAAAUAAGUCAGCAAAAAACAUAUUUGAGACAAGGGAUUGUUCCAGCGAAUCUGUAGAACUGAAAAUUACUGACGCUGAAAAAUCGUUGAGUAACAAAGUAAAGGCAGUUGAGCAGACUGGUUCUCCAACUGGCAACAAAGUACAACCCCUACUUGAAGAACCCCCUGUUAUCACUAGAACAGCACACUCUAAGUGUCAUCAGAAAUGCACCCACAGCAAAAACAAUAAAAGACUGAAACCACCUCUUUAUUUCCUGCAUGGUGCUGGCUCUUCAGCAGACAUUUGGUUAAGAGUAAUGAAACAUUUUGCUAAAAUGGGAUUUGAAGUUGUUGCUCCAGACAUGUUGGGUCAUGGUUACAGCUCUGCUCCUGACAGUCCAGCACUAUACUCAUUCAGUAAUAUACUGAAAGAUGCUGUAGAAAUAUUUGAUAAGUUCAUAAGUGAACAGCAGAAAUGUGUCAUCAUUGGUCAUGCAUAUGGAUGCAGCUUAGCUGUUGCAAUUAGUCGAUGCCGUCCUCAGCAAGUGAUCCAGCUUGUCCUAAUCAGUGGUGGAGGUCCUACACCGCUUGCUCCACAUACUGUAGACUGUAGGCCUGUAUCCAAUUCUGGGUGCCUAAUGAUGUGCAUGCAACCUCUUCUGAAAUGUGGCUUUAGAAGGAAUGUAUUGUAUUCUACAUAUGGGAAGCAUAUGGUGUCAUGUGAUGUUGCUGGCAGUGGUGUACCACAGUAUGUAUUGGACUACUUGGCACAAGGACAGGACUGGCCUGAAGGAGAUGCAGCAUUUCAUAGGCGUAUCACUAUUCCCACUCUCCUAGUUCAUGGCAUGCAAGAUCCUCUUGUUCCUCUUGUCCAUGAGUGUGAGAUGGAAAGGACCAUUCCACGUUCUUUCCUUGAAGUAAUACCAAAUGCUGGCCACUUUGCUAUGUUGGAAACUCCUGAAAAGCUUAUCCACAUGAUUCGAUGCUUCAUUGAUUGGUGGAACACAUAAUUAAUUUUGAAAUUUCUGGCAUACAUGAAUGCAGAAGCAUUGCUUAUAUGUAUUACAAUUGUUCAUACAUUCCUUAUUAAUGAAUGUUACAUGUUAGUGCUUGAAUUCAGAGAUUAGGAAAGUCUGUCUUUCUCGCAUCAGUCACAUAUUGAAGUAACAUUUUAGUUUUAUUUUGUUCAAAAGCAGUAUUAGUUAAGGCUGUUGUAUUGACAGAAGCUGUGUGUGUGUGUGUGUGUGUGUGUGUGUGUGUGUGUGU
Molecule: messenger RNA, 2384 nt
Organism: Schistocerca serialis cubense
Lineage: Eukaryota; Metazoa; Arthropoda; Insecta; Orthoptera; Acrididae
Exons: 6
Coding region: 248-2128 (626 amino acids)
Molecular function (GO): catalytic activity
Source: RefSeq, a predicted model, not a curated record